AUCCAGUGAUCCCUCCCUGUCAUCCAGUCCCAGCCUCUGACAAACAGAGGCCAGAAACACCAUUCCUUGGCUAAUAUCCAUCGAUGGACCUAUCCUCCAUGCAUUUAUCUAGCUCUCGUUUGAACCCUAUUGAAGUCUUGGUCUUUACAGCAUCCUGUGGCAAGGAGUUCCACAGGUUGAUUGUGCCGAAAUACUUCCUUUGGUUUGUUUUAAACCUGCUGCCUAUUUUGUAUAUGUCAAACAGUGCUAGGAAGCUCAGGGGAGGGGGAGCAACCCCCAGGCUGGAAAGCAACAAAGGAAAGGGAACGCCUAUCUGAUGCCAAGUCCCUGUAGCCCUGGGCUGGACUCGGCUGGAAUGAGCAGCAGAUCAAGAAGCUGGGCUUCCGACGUUUCUGCCCCGCGGCCGUUUUCAUGGUUGCUUGAAAUGGUCGAUGGUCUGUCUUUUAAUGAACGGGAGCAGCCACUCCCCAACCGCGAUCAAUGGAGCACCUUCCACCCCCAACGGGUUCAGCAACGGGCCUGCCACCUCCUCCACCGCCUCCCUGUCCACCCACCAGCUCCCCCCAGCCUGCGGCGCCCGGCAGCUCAGCAAACUCAAGCGUUUCUUGACCACCCUGCAGCAGUUUGGGAACGACAUCUCCCCGGAGAUCGGGGAGCGGGUGCGCACACUGGUGCUGGGCCUCGUGAACUCCACGCUGACCAUCGAGGAGUUCCACUCCAAGCUCCAGGAGGCCACCAACUUCCCGCUGCGCCCCUUCGUCAUUCCCUUCUUGAAGGCCAACCUGCCCUUGCUGCAGCGCGAGCUGCUCCACUGUGCCCGCAUGGCCAAGCAGACGCCUGCUCAGUACCUGGCCCAGCAUGAACAGCUGUUGCUGAACGCCAACGCCUCUUCCCCCAUCGACUCCUCGGAGCUGCUCCUGGAGGUCACCGAGACUGGCAAGAGGAGGACACCAGAUAGGACCAAAGAGAACGGCUUGGACCGAGACCCCCUGCACCCCGAACACCUCAGCAAGCGGCCGUGCACCAUGAGCCCGGCGCAGCGCUACAGCCCCAGCAACGGCCUGCCCCACCCCCCGCCGCCUCCGCCGCAGCACUACCGCCUGGAGGACAUGGUCAUCGCCCACCACUACCGGGACACCUACCGGCACCCCGACCCCCGGGAGCUCCGCGAGCGCCACCGGCAAGCGGGUGAGUGGCGGCGGCGGGGGCCGGGGCCCCCCCGCGGGGAACGUUCGGGGGAUGGACCUGGCGAGCCAUCCCCGGGCAAGCCCCUCGUGCAGCACAUGCCUCUGGGGGGUGGCACGGGUGCAGCGAGCCCCCAGCAUGAGCCCCGCCCCAGGGCCUCACCGGGGCUCCCCCCGCCUGCUCCCCGGCAGCUGCUGAACUGCAUCAUGGACAUGGUGGAGAAGACGCGGCGCUCCCUCACCGUGCUGCGCCGCUGCCAGGAGGCCGACCGUGAGGAGCUCAACCACUGGAUCCGCCGCUACAGCGAACUGCCCUGCACGCGCCCUUUGCCAGGCACAGAGGAGAACCGGCCCAGGGCGCGGCUCCGGCAACUCGGGGCGUCUCUCCAAGGCUGGUUUCCCCUGUGGGGCUGUCUGCCGCUGUCCGUCUGGGCUCUGAAGGUGCCUUGGUGUGGCUUUGCUGAGGUUGGUGGCGCGUCACUUCUCCCUCUCUCGUUUUCAGACACGCACCGGGAGUUUGUGCCCCGGCCCCUCUCUGGCUACAUGCCCGAGGAAAUCUGGAGAAAAGCCGAAGAAGCUGUGAACGAGGUGAAGCGCCAGGCCAUGUCUGAGCUCCAGAAAGCCGUGUCGGACGCGGAGCGCAAAGCCCACGAGCUGAUCACGACCGAGCGGGCCAAGAUGGAGAGGGCCCUGGCGGAGGCCAAGCGCCAAGCGUCCGAGGACGCGCUGACGGUGAUCAAUCAGCAGGAGGACUCGAGUGAGAGCUGCUGGAACUGCGGGCGCAAGGCCAGCGAGACCUGCAGCGGGUGCAACACGGCCCGCUACUGCGGCUCCUUCUGCCAGCACAAGGAUUGGGAGAAGCACCACCACGUCUGCGGGCAACCUCUGCAGGGCCUCCAGGCCUCUGCCGGCGCGGCCCCUUCCUCCGGGGUGGGCUUAGGGGUGGGCUCGGCUCAGCCGGACGUGGCCGCCAGCACCUCCCUCAGCAGCGUGGCCAUGGCGGCCAGCCCCAGCGAAACCGGCUCGACGGCUGCGUCACGCUCCGGCACGCCGGCCACCCCAGCUCCUCUGGAAACGGCGUCCCGCUAACCGGCCGGCCAACAGAGGGGAACGAAUCCGAGAAACCUACAGACCGUUGCUGCUGCUACCGCUUCUCUCCAAAAGAAAAACUAACUGCAUUCAAUGCAACUUCCUCAGCUACCUGACUUCUGUGACCUCCAAAUGACCUCUCGAUCUCUCACAUGUAAUCCUCACGGCUCCUCAAACCGGGCUUUAAGUGGAGUUAAGGCAAAUACCAAUCUUCUCUGUUCUCUCUUCCUUUCUUUAUGAUUUGGGGAGUUAUCGUUGCUGUUGGUUUGUUUGUUUUCUUCUUUUCGGACAAGGAAUUUGUCCGCAAACUCUACGCAUCUUCACUCGGGGAAAGGAAAACCCACCCGUCUCUGUCCCGCCGAAGAUACGCGUGUGUGCGUGAAAUAUCCCUCUCAGUGCAGCUGGGGGAAGGCACGAUGAAGGAUUUUGAUUUUACAAGGCAAGAAACUUCUCUUCUUUUUUUUUUUUUUUGUAAAAAAAAAAUAAAAACUAAAAACAUCAAACUCUUUGGCUUUAAGUAAAAAAAAAAAAUCCAAAAAACAAACAAAACCAAGUAAAGGAAGCUUACCUGUAAACUACCUUGCUAGCUAGCCAAGAACAUACCAGACUCACCUCUGCUCCAAAGGAAAUCCAAAAACAAACAAACAGAAAUAUCCAAACCUUUUUUCCACUGCCAAAGUUGUUUUGGUUUCUGUUGUUGGGAGGUUUUUUUUGUUUUUUGUUUUACUUUUUCAGUUGAUGGUUUUGGUUUGUUUUUCAUGACGCAAGGAGCAGCACUUAUCCCUUUCAACCAAACCACAACGACUGGCCAAAGGCGAGCCGGCGCGCUUGGACUCCUUGCAUUCUUUGGUGGGGUGGGGUAGGGUGGGGUCUUGCGCUGGCCUCUCAGCAGCGACACGUACCUGGAAGGAGGAAGGACGCGCAUCUGUGGAGUUAAAGAAUUUUAUUAAAAUAAAGAGAAAACAAAACGAAAAAAA
Pelodiscus sinensis (Chinese soft-shelled turtle) is the source of this 3250-nucleotide messenger RNA. The record is from RefSeq and is a predicted model, not a curated record. NCBI's taxonomy places the organism in Eukaryota, Metazoa, Chordata, Testudines, Trionychidae.